Molecule: messenger RNA, 3852 nt
Organism: Diutina rugosa
Lineage: Eukaryota; Fungi; Ascomycota; Pichiomycetes; Serinales; Debaryomycetaceae
Gene: MYO5
Product: myosin 5
Exons: 1
Coding region: 1-3852 (1283 amino acids)
Biological process (GO): actin filament organization; endocytosis; vesicle transport along actin filament
Cellular component (GO): cytoplasm; actin cytoskeleton; actin cortical patch
Molecular function (GO): microfilament motor activity; actin filament binding; ATP binding
Source: RefSeq, a predicted model, not a curated record
AUGGCGAUUGUUAAACGGGGUGUACGUAACAAAGCGAGAACCCAGCAGGCGCCGCCGGCGAAGCUGGGGAUCAAGAAAGCCGAGUUCGAUCUCCACAAGAAGAAAGAGGUCGGGGUAUCUGAUCUCACGUUGUUAUCGCAAAUCACCGACGAAGCCAUCAACGACAACUUGUACAAGCGGUUUAUGAACGGGACCAUCUACACCUACAUUGGCCAUGUGCUUAUCUCCGUCAACCCGUUUGAGGAUUUGGGGAUCUAUACCGAUGAAGUGUUGCAAACCUAUAAAGGGCGCAAUCGGUUGGAGGUGCCCCCUCACGUGUUUGCCAUUGCCGAACUGAUGUUCUACCAGCUUAAAAGUUACGGUGACAACCAGUGUGUCAUCAUUUCCGGCGAGCUGGGGGCAGGUAAGACUGAGGCUGCCAAGCGGAUCAUGCAAUACAUCGCCAACGUGCUGGUCGACAACGCCACCGCCGACAUCUCCAAGAUCAAGGACAUGGUGCUUGCCACCAACCCGCUUUUAGAAUCGUUUGGGUGUGCUAAAACCCUCCGGAAUAACAACUCGCUGCGGCACGGGAAGUACUUGGAGAUCCGCUUCAACGACCGGCUGCAACCAGUGUCGGCCCACAUCACCAACUACUUGCUUGAGAAGCAGAGAGUCGUGGGCCAAAUCAACAAUGAACGGAACUUUCACAUCUUCUACCAGUUCACUAAGGCCUGCCCGCCGGAAUACCAACAACUGUUCGGUAUUCAAGGUCCUGAAACUUACGUCUACACUCUGGGUGCUCAUUGUGUAAACGUUGACGGGAUUGACGACAGACACGACUUUGCCGACACCAUCAGAGCCAUGGAAGUCAUCGGUUUGUCGAAGGCCGAACAGGACCAGAUUUUCCGUAUGCUUGCCACUAUCUUGUGGAUUGGUAACAUUCUGUUUGUUGAAAAUGAAGAAGGGAACGCCAAAGUUCGCGAUGAGCUGGUGACGAACUUUGUCGCCUACCUUUUACAAGUGGACGCCACUAUCCUUAUCAAGCUGAUCACUGAAAGAAUCAUGCAAGUCCAAAUGGGCAUGAAGCGUGGUCUGACAUACCAUGUCCCAUUGAACAUUGUCCAAGCAACUGCAGUCAGAGAUGCUCUUGCCAAGGGUAUUUACAACAACUUAUUCGACUGGAUUGUCGAGCGUGUCAACUUGUCGCUCCAGGGAACUUCCGGCGACUUCACCAAGCUGAUUGGGAUCUUGGAUAUUUAUGGGUUCGAGAUUUUUGACCAAAACUCGUUCGAACAAAUCUGUAUUAAUUACGUCAACGAAAAGUUGCAACAAAUCUUCAUUCUGUUAACGUUGAAGGCUGAACAAGACGAAUACGUCCAAGAACAGAUUCAGUGGACUCCGAUUGACUACUUCAACAACAAGGUUGUCUGUGAUUUGAUUGAAGCUGUACGUCCUCCCGGGUUGUUCGCUGCUCUCAAUGACUCGAUCAAGCAAGCUCACGCCGACUCCGACGCGGCUGACCAGGUGUUUGCCCAACGGUUGCUGAUGGUGGGGGCGCAAAACCCUCACUUUGAAGACCGUAGAGGCAAGUUCAUCAUCAAGCAUUACGCCGGUGACGUCACCUACGAUGUCCACGGUAUCACCGAAAAGAAUAAGGAUGCGAUGUUGCGUGACUUGCUUGAGCUUUUGCUGACCCUGCAGAAUCAAUUUGUCACCCAAACGUUGUUCCCUCCUCAACUCUUACAGGCAGUACUGGAUCUGAAAAAGCAGCCUCCCACUGCCCUGGACAAAAUCAAAAAGAGUGCCAAUCUCCUUGUCGAAACUCUUCUGAAAUGUCAACCGCUGUAUAUUCGGACCAUCAAGCCCAACCAAACUAAACGUCCCAAGGAGUAUGAUAACGCACAAGUGCUUCAUCAAAUCAAGUAUUUGGGGCUUAAGGAAAACGUCCGUAUUCGUCGUGCUGGGUUUGCUUACCGUACUACGUUUGACAAGUUUGUGCAGCGGUUCUACCUUCUUUCUCCCGCUACUGGCUAUGCUGGUGAUUAUAUCUGGCAAGGGGAUGACAUCACCGCUGUGAAGGAGAUUCUUCGUCUGUGUAAAGUCCCUCAACUGGAGUUCCAAUUGGGUACCACCAAGGUGUUUAUCAAGACUCCUGAAACGCUUUUUGGACUUGAAGACAUGAGAGACAAGUACUGGCACAACAUGGCUGCUCGGAUCCAGCGUGCUUGGAGACGUUACAUCCAAAGAAAGACUAACGCUGCGAUCACGAUCCAGCGCGCGUGGCGUAACCGUACUCACGGUAACACCGAGGAACAAUUCCGUGAUUGGGGUACCAAGUUGUUGGCUGGUCGCAAGGAGCGUCGUCGGUUCUCGAUGCUUGGAUCGAGACUGUACCAAGGUGACUACCUUAACUGUAAUGACACUAAGGGUUACGGGCAGUUUGUGGUGCUGCAGGUGGGUAUUAGCGAGCCGGUAGUCUUCCUGUGUUCUGGUGAGCUUUUGGCGCUGAAGUUCGGCCGGUCGCUGAAGCGGGUGAAGCGGGUGUUUGUCCUCACCAAGCUGCUGUUCAACGUGAUUCUGGCGGCUCCUAUCGACGGGAGACUUAAGCUUCAGCGCGAGUUCGUGUUGCCGGUGAACAACAUCGCCUAUGUGGGGUUGUCGUCAUUCCAAGAUGAUUGGAUGGCCAUUUCCACGCGUAAGUUCACCCAUCAGCUGCCUGAUGUGUUCAUCAACACUCCGUUUAAGACUGAGCUAACGGCUCAGUUGAAGCGGUUGAACCAAGGCAUCGACAUCAAGAUCGGCCCCACGGUUCAAUACCAAAAGAAGGCCGGCAAGUACCAGACGGUGAAGUUUGCUGUGGGCAAUGGACCGGAAAUCCCUGCUAACAGUGACUACUACAAGCUGGGUCAAGUGCGGGUGCACAAGGGGCUCCCGCCUAACCUGGUGAACCCCAAGAGACCCCGGGGUAAGCUGACGGCAGUGGACUACCUGAAGUACUACAACCGCUUCCCCCACCGCCAAACGCAACCGUCGUACAACUCGCAGCCUCAACAGUCGUACCAAGAACCUCAGCAAUCGUACCAGACCCAACAAACCCUCGACCCGGGUCCGGCGCUGGUGGCGCUGUCGCUGCUGCCGUACCCUCAGCACCUGGCGAUUCCUCACCCUCUGGAUAUGCCUCAUUCUACCCCAGCUCACCUGGUGCGGAAACCCCCCACUGGCCCCACGUUGGGCGUGGGUGCUGGCGCCCUGGCAGCAGCCGCUGCCGCGGCGUUAGAACACCACGGCCAAUUGCUGCCGACGCUGCCUAGACUGCCGACGCUGCCGAGACUGCCCCCUGGUCGUCCGGUGAAGAAGAAGGCUGCCCCCGCGCCGCCGGCAAAGAAGAAGGCUCCUCCUGCGCCUCCUGCAUCUUUACAAACGCCGCCUGCGCCGCCCAAGCCCAAGCACCCGACUUAUGUGGCGUUGUACGAUUACGACGGGCUGGUUUCGGGGUCUCUCGCUCUUGUUAAAGGUACUACGUACUACGUGACCAACUUGAACGGGCCGUGGGCGCUCACUAAGCCCCUCGACGAGCUGAGAGAAGGUUGGGCACCUCUCAAUUACUUGCAAGAGUCCUCUGGCGAUGGCUCGGCCGCUUUGGCACCCGCAGCUCUGCCUGCUCUGCAAGUGACUCAGCAAACCCAACCAACGAUCGCGAGCGAUGCCACCACCCAGGCCAGCAGCCUUUCCAAUGGCCUCGCCGACGCUCUCAAACUGAAGAAGCAAGAGGAAACGACUUUGGCGCUGUCUUUGGCCGACGCCUUGAAGCGCCGCCAAGGGGCUACGGGCGAGAGUGAUGACGAUGAUGAAGAUGACGACGACUGGUAG